AUGAGGAGGCUUGAUCCGGUGCAUUUCUCCAUGCUGGUCAUCGGGGUCUCCUUCGCCUGCUACGCCCCGAGUUUGGAUUCUCUGCAGGACCAGGCUUACCGAUCGGCAGUGGUGAUCGAAGGCGAGGUGCGCUCGUUGCCUGAGAACGUCUCUGUGGAACCGUACAGUGUGAAUGUCAAAGUGCUGGACGUGUGGCCGUUGAACAGCGGCGGGCUGGAGCGCGAGCAGCUCGUAACCGUCGGGGAAUUCGGCUCGGAGGCUCCGUGUGUUGCAGUGGAAAAGGACCACAGAUAUAUUUUUUUCAUGGACCCAACAGAGGAGCCCUUAGUAUUCAAAGCAUCGUUUGCUCCACUGGACACCAGUGGGAAGAAUCUAAAAAAAGAUGUGGAGAGCAUAUUGUGUGAAGACUGCGCGUCUGCUCCAAAGCUGAAGCCGCUGAGUGCUCAGGUGGUGUUGGAGGGCUCUGAGCUGGUCUUGAAGUGCGAGGCAACAGGGAACCCCAGUCCGUCCUUCCGCUGGUACAAAGACGGCAGCGAACUUAGGAAGAGCAAAGACGUCAAAAUCAAAUCCAAGAAAAAAAACUCAAAGAUCCAGAUCAACCGAGUGAGACUAGAGGAUUCUGGGAAUUACACGUGUGUGGUGGAGAACACGCUUGGCAAGGAAAACUCCACAAGCUUUGUCCACAUCGAGAGCCUAUCCACCACGCUGUCGCCGGGGUCCAGUCAUGCCCGCAAGUGUAAUGAAACAGAGAAAGCGUAUUGCAUCAAUGGUGGGGACUGUUAUUUUAUACACGGCAUUAACCAGCCGUCAUGCGAGUGUCCAAAUGAGUAUACUGGUGAUCGCUGUCAAAACUCCGUUCUGAGCAAAUUCUACAAGCUUCUUGGAAAUGAAAUUAAGGGAGCAGAGGAGUGGUACCAGAAGAGAGUACUAACCAUCACAGGAAUCUGUGUGGCGUUGCUGGUGGUUGGCAUAGUGUGUGUGGUGGCCUACUGCAAAACCAAGAAACAGAGGAAGAAAAUGCACAACCAUUUGCACCAAAACAUGUGUGCAGAACACCCCAAUCGUAUGCUGGCUAAUGGGCCCCACCAUCCUGGACCGGGACCUGAAGAGAUCCCUAUGGUGGAUUAUAUCUCCAAGAACGCCCCGGCGACCGAGCGUGUGAUUCGACACGGAACGGAGACGUCCGGAAACUUCUCGGGCAGCAGAAUGUCCUCAAGGUCCCACCACUCCUCCACAGCGUCUCAUGCCUCUAGUCACAGACAUGAGGAGCGCACGUGGAGCAUGGAGCGGACGGACAGCAUGAAUUCCGACUGCCACUCAGGGGCGUUAUCUUCGUCUGUGGGGACCAGUAAAUGCAACAGUCCUGCGUGCAUGGAAGCGCGAGCGCGGCGUGCAGCAAACUGUGGCUUUACUGAUCCAACCAGGCCGCCCCUGCAGUGUGGAGAUUCAUACGACUCACUGCGGGACUCCCCACACAGUGACAGGUAUGUGUCAGCGUUGACCACACCGGCCCGCCUGUCCCCGGUGGACUUCCAUUACUCACUGCCCCCGCAGGUGCCUACCUUUCAGAUCACCACGCCCAACGCCAGCCACGCCCUCUCCCUGCCCCCUGCAGCUGCUGCCAUGGCAACCUACAUGGCCGACGACAACCAGCCGCUCCUAAGGCAUUACCGUCGCCCCCUACGACCGUACUACAGCGCGGAGAGCACGGGCUCGCUGCCGUCCAGUCCGUACCGGCUGGCGGAGGACGAGGACUACGAGACCACGCAGGAGUACCUGUCGUCCCGCGAAAGGCCCAAAAGGAGCAGUCGCCGUUGGCGCAGGAGGUCACGACUCAACGGACACAUUUCCCAUCGUGCAUCUGGACAAAGAGACUACAGUUCCCAGAGCUGCCUGUCGGACAGCGAAUGGGACGAGGAUGAGGAGGACAUGGGGGACCUGGGGCAUGGUGAGAGCACACCCUUCCUCAGUAUGCAGAAUAUGAAUGCCACCGAACUAUCAACCAUAUACCGGCCCACAGACGGACGGACUUUUGGUGCCAUGGGUCGAAGCGGUUCACGUGGCAACAUACAGAGCAAAUUGUCACUGUCUCGGUCCAAACCAGACAAUGCACCCCUUUAA
Chanos chanos (milkfish) is the source of this 2121-nucleotide messenger RNA. RefSeq names its product neuregulin 2b (gene nrg2b). NCBI's taxonomy places the organism in Eukaryota, Metazoa, Chordata, Actinopteri, Gonorynchiformes, Chanidae. Gene Ontology annotation, biological process: nervous system development; intracellular signal transduction; animal organ development. The record is from RefSeq and is a predicted model, not a curated record. Gene Ontology annotation, molecular function: signaling receptor binding. The coding region runs from base 1 to 2121 and encodes 706 amino acids. The transcript is spliced from 11 exons.